UUAAAGAGCUACAGAAUACCUUUUACUGAAGUCACUUACUACUUCACUACUUCCAAUGAAUCAUUUCGCGUCGCCCCUUUCUUACCAUCCACUCAUGUUGAACUCGACUUCGAAUCGAGUCGGGAGAGUCGGACGAUGGUAUCUUCCUUUGAUGGCCAUAAUGAGUCUUGGCUUCGGGAUAGAGAAUUACCGCGAGAACCAGGAGCGCAGGAGAGAUGUCUUCGCCGGCGGAGAACACAUGGCGGUCGGCGAUAGUCUGCAGGCGAGAAGUCAAGGGGUCAGGCGUGCUAUGGAGAUAUACGAGAUUCAGUGAGGUGGCCUGAUUCAUGCUCAUUCGUGAUGCUGGCUCGGUUGAAUGAUUUAUGAUUAAUUCUUAUGAUUGGAGUUUGGGCGUUGCUUUAAUCUUGCCCGGACACAAUGGACUGUGAUUAUAUAGUUGAAAGA
This is a messenger RNA of Penicilliopsis zonata CBS 506.65, 444 nucleotides long. RefSeq lists its product as hypothetical. The record is from RefSeq and is a predicted model, not a curated record. The transcript has 4 exons. Lineage: Eukaryota; Fungi; Ascomycota; Eurotiomycetes; Eurotiales; Aspergillaceae. The coding region runs from base 56 to 313 and encodes 85 amino acids.